UGUUUGUGUCCGACUGACGUCAUUGGUGGACUGUCCAAACCAUGAUGGCGGCAGCAGCAGCGGCGGCGGAGCGGGGCGGCGGUCCCGGUUCUUCUCCCGGUUCCUCCCGGCCUGUGGCGGCGGAUUACUCGGUGCUGGUGGUGGUGGGGGCGCUGCGGUCCGCCGGGCUGCUGGAGCGGCUGCUGCGGCAGAUUGACUCAGGUGUGCGCUGCUGGCCUGUAGAUCUGGAUGUGUCUGUUCUGGAUCAGCAGCUGAAACUCUUCGUGUCGAGACACUCGGCCUUCCUGUCAGAGGACGUCCCAGGUCAGAGGACGCUGCAGCACCGCGGAGACGUUCUGGACACUCAGGUUGUUGUGAAUCCGGCUCAUGACUUUGUCUGCUCAGAGGUGCGGCGGCUGGUCUGUGACUCUUCGCGACACAAACUUCUGGUUCUGGCUGGUCAGUGUGUGGAAGAGUCCGGAGACAUCGUGUUACAGAGAGGCUGCUUCUCUCUGAGCGACUUCAUCCACAUCUUCACUGACGAGGAGGUUGGAGAGUUGUUGAGCAAUGCAGACCCGGCGGUGAAGUCCAGUCUCACCCUCAGUUGUCCAGACUUUGGUCUCUGGAGACACUCUGCGUUGGACAAACACAACCUGCAGGACUACAUCAACAUCCAGAUCAACCCUCCCAUUGUCCUCCCAGAGAUGGAGGGUCUGCAGGAGUUCACAGAGUACCUGUCGGAGUCGUUGGAGCCCGAGUCGCCCUUCGAGCUCCUGGAGCCCCCAAGCACCGUGGGAUUCCUGAAACUCUCUCGGCCCUGCUGCUACAUCUUCCCUGGGGGGAGGGGGGACUCUGCUUUCUUUGCUGUUAAUGGUUUUAACGUCCUGGUGAAUGGCGGCUCCGAUCCCUGCUCCUGCUUCUGGAAACUGGUUCGACACCUGGACAGAAUUGACUCGGUGCUCCUGACUCACAUCGGCGUGGACAACCUGCCCGGACUGAACAGUCUGCUUCUGAGGAAAGUGGCAGAGCAGGAGGAGGAGUCUGCUGGAGCUCAGACUGAAGAGGACUGGAUGAAGAACCUCAUCUCGCCUGAGAUCGGGGUGGUCUUCCUCAAUGUUCCCGACAGACUGAAGUCCUUGCGAGGAGAUCCCAGUGAGCUGCGAAGCUGCGACCAGGUGGCUCUCACCCUGCAGCAUUUACAGAGACUUUCAAUUAAACCUGAACCUCUCAGCCGCUCUAACGGACCCAGUAUAGAACCAGUUAUCUUGUUUCAGAAGAUGGGAGUGGGUCGUCUGGAGCUGUACCCGCUGAAUCCAGUCAGCGGCAGCAAACACCUCGAAGCUUUAAUGCAGACUUGGCCAAACAACGGAUCAAACGUAAAAGGCUCAGAUCUUCCACUGCCAUGCCUUGUGUCCAUUUGUGCUUUGCUGGUCUGGCAUCCCUCCAGUCCUCUGGAGAAGAUCAUCCGGGUCCUUUUCCCAGGGUGCACGCCGCAGACCAAAAUUCUGGAUGGACUUGAAAAACUCAAACAUCUGGAUUUCCUCAAACAUCCGGUUGUGUGUUUCAAGGACCUCGAAACAUCCAAAACAGAGAAACAACCAAAACGAGCAGAGAGUCGGGAAAGCCUUAAGUCACAGUCCAAGGACUCCAGACCCAUUAGUGCCUUACAGAAAGACAAGCUUGGACGAGUAGACGUCAAGAGACAGGAGGUGAAAACAAAGCCAAAGGCAGCAAGUGACGCCGCUCCGAAAGAUAAGAAGGAAUGGGAUGAAAAGUCCAAACUGAAGGACGCAGACGCUAAAUCAAAACCUGCUGAGAAACUUGUCCCAAAGAAAGACACGUCAAAAGAAGAGAAAAAGGAAGUGAAAAAGAAGGACGAGAAGGUCGCUGCUGCUGUUGUAAAGAAAGAAGAGAGUGGAGAGAAGAAGAAAGAAGCGGUAAAGAAGGAAACUCUAAGUGCAAAACCAAAGAAAGACAUCAAACCUGAACCAAAAAAAGACAGCAAGAAGGACGUCAAAGCAGAGGAGAAGAAAACUGCAAAACCAGCUGUUAAAGAAGUGAAGAAAGCAACAAGUGCAGCUUCAACAGGAAGUACAGACGUAAAGAAAGGUCUGGGCAAGAGUGGGUCUCUGAAGAAAGAUGGGACUCUCCCAAAGAAAGACACUUUGAAUAAAGGGACAAAAGGUAAACCAGGUCCAAAGGAGCAGGAAAACCAGAAGGAGGCAGAUCGGUCCAAGGUGUCCACACCUGAGGACAUGACGGCUGAAUUUGAAAGACUUCGACUGGAAGACAACAACAGGAACAGAAAUCAGAACUCUGUGAUCACUGCAGUCACGAGUCCUGAUGGAGAACAGGCCAACGGAAACCAGACCUGCACAGUGGAGAGUCCAGAGAAGUUUCGCUGUGUGGAGACGGACCACGUCUCUAACUGUGCAGGUCGCAAGCCUUUCCAUCCAUCCUCUGAGGAGGACAUUCAGGUUUUAGGUGAGGACAGAAGCCUUGGGGUGCGAGGGUCCAGUCUGGGCUUUGAGGAUUAUAACCAGGGAGGUUGUAGGACGUCCGACCUGAGCUCCCCGAGGGACGCUGUGGAGAACUCCUCCUCCUCCUCCUCUCAGGACAAACAAUCCAGUCUGUUGACGCUCAGUCCUUUCAAAGACAUCAUGCCAGACUCCUCCCCCACCAUCACCUCCCUGCCGGCUGAGGUUGGCUCUCCUCACUCCACAGAAGUCGAUGAAUCUCUAUCGGUUUCUUUAGAGCAAACACUUCCACCGGCUGCUGUGUCGCCCAGAGGACCUGCCGCAGACAGAGUCUACUCUAACGGACACGUUAGCGACUCGGACUCCCUACCUCUGAGGUCCAACCAUAAUAGCUGCUCAGAAGAGCACGUCCACGGGAUAUCAGAGCUUAUCUCAGAUGUUCCACAUGAUGUUGAUCUCUGCUUGGUGUCGCCCUGUGAGUUCCAGCACCCCAAGACUCCAGAGAACCAUCAGCAGCAUGUUAGCCCUGGCUUCGCCGCUGCUGACUCACUAGACAUCUCCGACAACAACAACCACUCACAGGAUCAAAGCAGCAGCGGCUGUCCUUCAGCCUACAGCCAAGAAACUCCACCCACAUCAGUCAGCGACUCCCUCCUGACGGCCACGGACUCUGACGUCCCGCCCUGUACAGAGGACUGUCCCUCCAUCACAGCAGACAUGGAGUCUGAUGAUGAUUCCAGUGGCCUUUUCCCACCCACUCAUCCACAAGAUCACCCGAGUCCCCACUACUCCCACAGAGGAGGACACGACCCGCCGCCAGCCCCGGUCAAAGAUCUGCCCCCGUUACCACCCCAGCCUGGAGCCUGCAUGGCCGACACGGAGGGCAGCCGUAGUCUGAAGAGUUCAGCCACCAAGACCAAGAAACCAACCGGUACGACGAUGAAGGCGACCUCUGGAAGUACCACAGCCCAGAACGGAAAGUCAAAGGUCGGUACCUCCACAGGCUCCCUGAAGAUGACCUCCAGCAUCGACAUGAAGCCGUCAUCCCGAAAUUCACUGGGAGGCUCCAGAGUCGCACCUGCAAAACCUUCGUCCUCAGCUUCUAAAGCUGCAGGUUCUGAGGGUUCUGCAGUCUAUGUGGACCUGGCCUACCUGCCGUCCGGCUGCGCCUCCUCCACCGUGGACCUGGAGUUGUUCAGACGUCUUCGCUCCUCGUAUUACAUCAUCAGUGGAGACAACCCUGUGAAGGAGGUGGCAAUGAGGAGCAUCCUGGACGCCCUGCUGGAGGGGAAGAGCAACUGGCCGGAGGUUCAGGUGACUCUGAUCCCAACCUUUGAUUCGCUGGCGAUGCAUGAGUGGUACCAGGAGACCCAUGACAGGCAGAGGGACCUGUCAGUCACCGUGCUGGGCAGCAACAGCACCGUGGCCAUGCAGGAGGAGACCUUUCCCGCCUGCAAGGUCGAGUUCUGAGACCAGAGUCACGCCCGCUGAAAGCCCCGCCCACCUCACCUCUGACGUCUGCACAGGUGGAGACAGAGGAGACUUUAAUCGUUGCCAUGGUUACAUUCUGACCAGACCAAUGAGAGGAUGUGUUUGAUCAGGUUUCCUUAAAUAUCUGAAAGCCCCGCCCCCUUCAGUGAAGUCAUUUUAGUAAGCAUGCUCAGUUACUACUCACACAGCUCUUAGUCUGAAGGUUCACGAGACAGGAAGUCAAGAUACUGGUCUCUCAAGUAAGAAACGGUUUCCUUUACAUUCCCUGCACUUGCAACACCUGUCACUUCCUGGCACCUCAGCUCACUUCCUGUCACCUCAGCUCACUUCCUGUCACUUCCUCUCUGCUGGAUCAGGACCGUCGGCUCACCUGCUAACAAACAUUAGCACAUUAGCAGGAGGCUGAAUUUUAACACCGAUGUUGUUUUAAUCAAUUUGCUUUUUAAGGAUUUAAUGACAUCAUUGUUUCUUUAAACUG
This is a messenger RNA of Epinephelus lanceolatus (giant grouper), 4425 nucleotides long. RefSeq names its product microtubule-associated protein 1Sa (gene map1sa). Gene Ontology annotation, biological process: dendrite development; axonogenesis; regulation of microtubule depolymerization. Gene Ontology annotation, molecular function: actin binding; microtubule binding. Gene Ontology annotation, cellular component: cytosol; neuronal cell body; dendrite. NCBI's taxonomy places the organism in Eukaryota, Metazoa, Chordata, Actinopteri, Perciformes, Serranidae. The record is from RefSeq and is a predicted model, not a curated record.